UUAACCCACACAUAUUUUUUCUUUUUUGAGUGAUAUGGACACUCUAGCUCACGUUAUAAAUACAUGUUUAGGAACAGGAAUAAUUUCUAUGCCUGCUGCCAUAGAAGUUUCUGGCUUAAAAAUAGGUGUUAUUUCAACUGUUAUUGUUUCGAUAAUUUGUACUCUGGCCUCAUAUAUAUUAAAAAUCCAUAGAAAAUAUACUAAAACACGAAGAAGCUUUGCCGAAAUCAUUGAAGAAGCUUAUAGAAGAAGACCUAAGUGGUUGAGGCCCUUUGCCAAACCGAUAAGACACACCACACCAAUAACAUUCUUUUCCAUUUACUUUAUAAUAUGUUCUUGUUUUGAUGUUAUCAUAGCACAAAACAUUAAGAACAUAUUUAUUCAGUACUUAAAAUUUCCAAUACGCGAUGUUAUACUUAUAAUACCAUUCAUAGUAUUAGCUAUGCUUCCAACGCUCAAACUGUUGCCCUUUAUUUCUAUAGUUGGUAAUACUUGUAUGUGUAUGGGACUUGUAAUUAUUCUAUAUUACAUACUCACUGAUAUCCAAUGGACAAAUAAAAGGUCAUUCUAUGGUGAUUUUUCAAAUUUACCAAUGUCUAUGACUAUCACUAUCAUUGCUCUAGAAGCGGUAGGAGUGUUCAUGCCUCUGCAGAACUACGUUGACAACUGUCACCAAUUCACCGACAUAUGCGGAGCAAUUCCAGGAAUGUGUGGUGCUUCUUUAUUUUAUAUUAUACUGGGAUUUUUCGGUUACAUUAAUCCUCGAAAAAAAGUCAACGAACCUCUAAACGAUAAUCUGCCAGGAGACAUCUCUAUCGUACUAGCAAUAAACACUUUAAUAGCAUUUGCGUGCUUCUGCACCUUCAGUCUUCAAUUUUAUAUGUGCAUGAACGUCGCCUGGAUCAGACUUAAACACAAAUGUCCUAAGCAAGAAACGUUAUAUCAGUAUGGACUGAGAAGUAUCAUGACUAUCAUGUGUAUAGUUAUUGCAAUUAUACUACCAACAAUCUUGCCAUAUAUUAAUUUAAUUGGUGCUUUACUGAUUCCGAUUUUUGGUUUAUUACUACCAGGUACAGUUGAACUUAUCACCCAGGACAGCUUCAAAACUUUAAACUGGAAAAAACUGAAGGACAUAAUUUCUCUAAUAUUAGGCACUGCAGUCCUUAUUUUUGGCUCAAAAUCAGCUAUUUUUGAUAUAAUUGCAUUAUACUCUAACUGA
This is a messenger RNA of Sitophilus oryzae (rice weevil), 1219 nucleotides long. RefSeq names its product proton-coupled amino acid transporter-like protein pathetic. The record is from RefSeq and is a predicted model, not a curated record. Gene Ontology annotation, molecular function: amino acid transmembrane transporter activity. The transcript is spliced from 4 exons. Gene Ontology annotation, cellular component: vacuolar membrane. Gene Ontology annotation, biological process: amino acid transmembrane transport. Lineage: Eukaryota; Metazoa; Arthropoda; Insecta; Coleoptera; Curculionidae. Bases 35 to 1219 code for a protein of 394 amino acids.